Prunus persica (peach) is the source of this 2307-nucleotide messenger RNA. Its product is annotated as protein FAR1-RELATED SEQUENCE 5. The transcript is spliced from 3 exons. NCBI's taxonomy places the organism in Eukaryota, Viridiplantae, Streptophyta, Magnoliopsida, Rosales, Rosaceae. The coding region runs from base 371 to 1078 and encodes 235 amino acids. The record is from RefSeq and is a predicted model, not a curated record.
CAAAAGGAAUGAAAUUUUUAUUGGGGUCAAAUUGAAUUCAUAGAAUGAAAAGCGAAUGUUUCAAAGAGUCUGUAGCAUCUUUUAUUUGAAUUUUUCGGAGUUACGAUGAAUUUUUGGUGAAUUUUAGGCGGUGAAGCAUUGCGAAAACCCAAAUCCUCCUCAGUCAUCACCAAUCACCAUCUUUGCUGUAGUUGGACUUGGAACCACGCCGACGCAUUUACCCUUAGUAACCCCCAGCAUCCUGCCUUGAGAUUCGUGCUUUUUCUUCUGAUCAAUACCUGACACUCAAGCAAAACAGAGAAGAAAGCAAGAAACGCCAUCAAAGGCUUCGAUCAAAUCCAGCUUCAGCCUUCCACGGAAGUAGGAUACAAUGGAGGGUGGUGAUGGUGGACGUCAAUUUCUAGACAGUGAUGGGGGUUCUGAUGAUGAAACUUUUGAAAGCUUUCAUGAACAUAAUUACUCUGUGGAAGAUGACAUGCCACUGCAGCAUUGCAAUUUUGUAAAUGAUGGUCUGAUUUCAAUGGAACCAUCCACUGGGAUGAGUUUUCAGUCAUUGGAUGAUGCAAGAGAUUUCUAUUAUGAAUAUGCAAAGCGUACAGGUUUCACCAUUCGAACAAAUCGAAUCCGACACUCGUUAAAGAACAUGGCUAUAAUAGGCCGGGACUUUGUUUGUUCAAGAGAAGGUUUUCGUGCCGCAAAGCAUACACUUCGAAAAGACAGGGUUCUUCCUCCACGCCCAAUCACAAGAGAAGGGUGCAAAGCCAUGAUAAGGUUGGCAGCAAGGGAUGAAGGAAGAUGGAUAGUUACCAAGUUCAUAAGAGAGCACAACCACAAACUAAUGGCUCAUUGUAAAUUUCCUGGGGAGCUGCCAAUCAUCAAUAUACUCAGCGAGGUAGAGAAGGAUAAAAAAAUCCAGGAUCUAUACGAUGAGCUCCAGCGUGAAAGAGAGCGAUCUGCAGCAUUCCAACAACAGUUAUGCAUGAUUCUCAAGGACCUUGAGGAACAUGCUGAAUAUAUCUCUGUAAGAGUUGAAGACAUUGUUAAGAGCAUGAAAGAAAUUGAACUUCGUGACCUAUAGCUUUGAAGUCAAGGGAAUGGUGCCACAUAAUUGAAUUUUGACCGAUUUUGAAAAUUUGAGUAACUGGCUCUGGUUAAAGCUAAACUCCUGAGUUGGCUUAACCAGUUUUGCUGUUGGAAAAUAGCAUGUUGUCAAGAAAGGCAUGCUGGUGACUUCUUGCUGCUUUUCAAGAAGAUGAUGUAAUGUAUUCUGGUUCAUUACCUUUUCUUAUUUUAUGGAAAAAUGGCUUCCUGUUGGUUAGGUGUAGUAACAACAUUGCCUGAAAUUUUAAAGAUGAUAUAGUUAGAUUCUUCUCUCAGACUCUGCAGCUUUCUUGAUAUGAGUUGACCAAUUUCUGCAAAAUCUUUCCAUGAUUAGAUGUUUUGUUUGUCAUAAUGUGAUUGUUUUAGAAGGCAUUACUGUCUCAAUGGUUCUAUUUGCUUUAUUUGCAAUGUUACUUUGGCUAGACCAAAUUAAAUGUGGACUAAUUGCAGGAAUGAACUGGCUAAAGAAAUCUGCAUGAGGAUGUGUUCCCCUGCUAAUAUCGACCUGAAGGAUGCCUAAGGUUAGAAACUUUUUUUUUCAUAUGAUUACUUGAUCUCUAAUACACCUAGCUCUUCCCUGCAAACCCAGUUGUGUUGGAUUUUAUUCCACAAGUUUACCAUUUUAAUGUAAAGGAUGAUAAGCACACUGUAAAUCGAGUUCCACAAGUUUACCGUAUUCAGCUUGCCUAUUUUAGUGCUAACCUUGAGCCUGGAAGGUGGCUUGUGUUCCACUUCGACACUAGGUCGUCUUUGUCCAAGUGUGAACUGCAGAUGACUCUCCUGUAGUUCCAUUCCUUCUUACUAUACUUCUGGGUCAACCGAACCUGAACGGGAAGAAGAGGAUCAGCCAAACAGCAGGCAGCUCAACUUUGUACAUUAUCUGAGGCAGACCAAUCCAUCAUUUUUCAAUGAAAGGUCAAAAUUUGUGUCGUUUCAUUACAUUGCACAGUUGUUCUAAAGGAUGACAAUCAUGUGCUGCAAUUCUAGCUCUAAGAUUGAGACUGGCAUUCAGCGUGUCUCCUUUUAUACGUUUCUUUUAGCAGGACGUACAUGUGCACCGAGUUUAUCCAAGUUAUAAUAUUUGUACAUCUAAAUUCUGUAUUCUAAAUGGUCAAUCCUAGACUCGUACUCAUUGUGGAUUUGUAACAACACGUGACAUGCCAUGGGGAUUUAUUGUGAAAUACAAUUAUGUCUCUGUUUUUGCAA